Molecule: messenger RNA, 2143 nt
Organism: Pocillopora damicornis (cauliflower coral)
Lineage: Eukaryota; Metazoa; Cnidaria; Anthozoa; Scleractinia; Pocilloporidae
Source: RefSeq, a predicted model, not a curated record
CUAAUUCCUUUCGUUUUCCCAUGCCAAGAUUGACCGGGGCUCCAGUGGAAAUUUCCUUCCCGGCAUAGUGGAGUUAACUGGGGAAACCUGGCAUAGCGAGCGAGUGUUUUUAUCUUUGGAGAAUGCGAUACAUUUGGACUAAAAAAAUAUGCACUAGCAUUAUUUAACGUGCAUUCUCUUUCUUAAACACUAUUUGACCUCCUCUGCCAGAGUCUCCCUGUAUUAGGGAAACUCUCUAGGAUCACUCUCUCGGUUUCCGAAUUGGCGUAUCCCUCUGUUUCCUCUUGCCUGCUAAUAACUAAAGAAUAUUGCGUGACUAACUGUCGAGUGUCGUCUUGUGCAUAUGGCAAAUUAUCUCCUUGAGGACUGCUUACAGUGAAUUUUUUUUUGUAUGAAACGAUAAAAAUUCAAUCCCAUUUUUACAAAGACUUCACCAUAGGAUAGUAUGCUACAUUUUUAGGAAAAGUUCUUGGAAAUAAUGUGGAAAAAGAAAGAAAGCGACGAAAAGAGUUCACAUAUACAACGAUUUUUCUCGUAAAAUCUGGCAAUGAUUAACGUGCUCAGCUACUAUAUGUCAUUUCCUGUUCAAUUUGAUACACUCAAGUUAUCGCGCACAAGUUUCUCCUUAAGCCGAUCGCAAGGGCACUUUCCGAUUUACAUGACAGCUACAGCAUCCUAAAAUUUACCAAAGAAAGCAAACGAUCUGGACUUUUAGACGGCAAAUUCAAACGGGUCGUGAUGUUCUCAGAGAUCGUUUGCCGAGAAUGGAAUUCUAUUCGUGUGAGGUUCUGGAGUAUUGGUUACAAAAAGCGGCUUUCUCUUCUGAUUCUUCUGCUCUUACUUCUGGGAUGUUUUCUAGUCUGGUCUUCGCUUAUGGUGGAUUUAUCUGACCUGAAAUUUACGCAAGAGAAAGACGAUGGUGUUAAUGACAGUAGCGUAUGGGAUAAAUGGGUUAUCGCAAACGGACUGCGAGCCAUUGGAGACAUCUACGAUAGCUGUGAUCACAAUGAGGUGAGGAAAAAGAUCGGAAAGAUUAUCAUUCAUUAUGACCCAACGGAGAGGAGAGUAAUAGGAACAGCAGUUGCGAAUUUUACAGCAAAAGUCAGCUUAAAAGGUGGUGUAGUGCAUGUAGUGGCUCAAUUUGAAGGCAGAACUCUGUAUGAUGUCAAACACAAUGUCUGCAAAAUAGAAGCUGCAACAUUUGGUUGUCCAAUGCAUGAAGGUCAGGAAUUGAGUAUUUAUGAACCAUUUAAACUACCAAGACGCAUUCCAAAGGGUAACUACUUUGCAACUGCAAAGCUGAUAAAUGAGGAUGGUAUUUGCCUUGGCAUGACAGAAUCCAACAUAAAUCUAUGAGAUAAAUUUAGUGUACAAAUAUAGAAAAAUGAGGUUAAGUGUAUCACUUAACAGCAGCUUGAGUUAGCUUCCACACAAACAGUAUGAAAAUGCACUUGUAUUUCUAAACAAAUUACAAUUUGCCCAUGGAAUUAUGUUAAGUGCAUUAAAUUUAAUAAAUUAUCUUAGAACGUAUUUAUCAACAAUUUCAAAUUAAGUGAUGUCUGCACCCCAAGUAUUGUCCAAUCAAGAUGCAUUAAAAAUGUCUGAUUAUUCAAAGACAAGAAAUCACCUUUGAACAAAGGCCCAUAGAGUCAGUACCAAUUCUUAUCAAUUAUUUCUCAUUACAUCUCAAUACAAUAUGAGAUAAUACUGUCCAAUGUACUGAUAGCUUUGAUUAGUACAGUAGAUGAAACUUAUUUGUCUCACGAUGGAGUCACUUUGGAUGUUGAUUGCAAUGUGUUGACUGUAACACUGCUAGUCUUCAUCAGGCGGUGAGGUUGAUUGUUUAUGUGUUGUUAUUUGUAGCACACUAGUUUGCUGCUGUUAAACCAACGUGCUACAAAUAGUGAGACACACAAUCAACCUCAUCGCCUGAUGAAGACUAUCAGUGUUGCAGUUGAAAUGUCGUGAUCAACAUCCUUGGUGACUCCAUCAUGACAUGAAUGAAUAGAGUUCAUCUCCUAUCUUACACCACGAUGAACAAUAACCACACAUUUUAUUACAUUUGAUUAGCAUGUUAACAAAAGACAAAAGUAUAGUUGAAGAUCAUGGAAAAAACAAAAUUUUAUGUGGAUCAAUUGGAUUA